Anopheles arabiensis is the source of this 2214-nucleotide messenger RNA. RefSeq names its product probable methylcrotonoyl-CoA carboxylase beta chain, mitochondrial. Lineage: Eukaryota; Metazoa; Arthropoda; Insecta; Diptera; Culicidae. Gene Ontology annotation, biological process: L-leucine catabolic process. Gene Ontology annotation, molecular function: methylcrotonoyl-CoA carboxylase activity. The record is from RefSeq and is a predicted model, not a curated record. Gene Ontology annotation, cellular component: mitochondrion; methylcrotonoyl-CoA carboxylase complex.
AGGCAUUUUUGUAAACAUUGCACCUCUAAUCUAAUCGCGCAUGUUUACAUAACACUUUUACUUUCGAAAAUUGGCACACGUUUUUUGGCCAAACUCCAUCGCCGUACAGACUCGCCUGUUCGCUGUUUCCCCCGGCGCAGACGCAUCAAGAAAGCCAGCAGCAUGCUGUCCAAAGCGCGGAGCCUUCUCUCCCUCACACGCGUCCACCAUGGAUCGGUGGCGAACGUUCUCGGGGUUCGGUCGGUGCACAUUUCCGAAGCCAAUGUACUGCCGACGGAGGUGAAUCGCCAGUCAGCAGAAUUUAAGGAAAACUAUGGGCAAAUGAACGAGCUGGUCGUUAACCUGAAGCGUGUCACGCAGGAGGUGCUUGCCGGCGGUGGACCGGAAGCGAUCAAGCGGCACACAUCCAAAGGGAAGCUGUUGGCGCGCGAUCGCAUCAAUCGACUGGUCGAUCCGGGCUCGCCGUUCCUCGAGCUGUCGACGCUGGCCGCCCACGACAUGUACGGCAAGGAUGUGGUCAACUCGGCCGGCAUCGUAACCGGCAUCGGCCGGGUGCAGGGCGUGGAGUGUGUGAUCGUCGCUAACGAUGCGACCGUCAAGGGCGGUACGUACUACCCGAUCACGGUGAAGAAGCAUCUGCGUGCGCAGGAGAUCGCGCAGGAGAACAAUCUGCCGUGCAUCUAUCUGGUCGAUUCCGGCGGUGCCAACUUGCCCCGCCAGGCCGACGUGUUCCCGGACAAGAUGCACUUUGGCAGGAUUUUCUACAACCAGGCGAACAUGUCCGCCCGCGGCAUUCCGCAGAUUGCCGUCGUCAUGGGCAGCUGUACGGCCGGUGGCGCUUACGUGCCGGCGAUGGCCGACGAAAGCAUCAUCGUGAAGCGGCAGGGCACAAUCUUCCUGGCCGGACCGCCGCUAGUGAAGGCCGCAACCGGCGAGGUAGUAUCGGCGGAAGAUCUCGGCGGUGCGGAUCUGCACUGCCGCACGUCCGGCGUGACCGAUCAUUACGCGGUGGACGACGAGCACGCACUGUACCUGGCGCGCCAGGUCGUGAAGAACCUGAACCGCCCUGGCAGUGCGAGCUACAGCGAGCUGGCCGGUAGCAGCACGGCCACGAUGAUGGCACGGGAAGGGCUAACGUUCGGCACGGACCCGGAACCGCCGCAGUAUCCGGCCACCGAUCUGUACGGCAUCGUCGGCUCGAACCUGACCAAAACGUUCGACGUGCGCGAGGUGAUUGCGCGCAUCGUGGACGGCAGCCGGUUUACCGAGUUUAAGAAGUUUUACGGCGACGGGAGAACCGUAAGAAGUUUUACGGUGGGGAACAAUGGGGUGCUGUUCUCCGAAAGUGCCCUCAAGGGGGCGCACUUCAUUCAGCUGUGCGCCCAGAAGCGCAUCCCGCUGCUCUUCCUGCAAAACAUUACCGGGUUCAUGGUGGGCCGGGACGCGGAAGCGGGCGGUAUCGCGAAGAACGGUGCCAAGAUGGUGACGGCGGUCGCGUGUGCCAACGUGCCGAAGCUGACGCUCAUCAUCGGCGGGUCGUACGGGGCGGGCAAUUACGGCAUGUGCGGUCGGGCGUACUCGCCCCGCUUCCUCUACAUGUGGCCGAACAGUCGCAUCUCGGUGAUGGGCGGCUCGCAGGCGGCCGGUGUGCUGGCCCAAAUCACCGAGGAGCAGUACCGCCGGACCGGGCGCGAAUGGACGGAGGAGAUUGGCAAUCGCAUCAAGGCGCCGAUCGUGCAGCAGUUCGAGGCGGAGGGAUCACCGUACUACAGUACCGCCCGGCUGUGGGACGAUGGCAUCAUCGAUCCGGUCGAUACGCGCCGCGUGCUGGGGCUUAGCUUGCAGGCGGCCCUCAACCAGCCGGUCGGCGAGACUCGCUUCGGCGUGUUCCGCAUGUAGAGGAAGGAAAGAGAUAGGCAGUGAUCCACACAGCGAAAGCUUCAAACAUUGGACGCGAAAACCAGGUGUUGCAUUUAUCUAGCUCGUAAGCGUGAGUAACAGUUACAGACUUGGCCAGCGAUUGGCUACACAGACGAAUAACGUACGAAAUUUGUACCGACACACAGAAACGAUACAUUGCAUCUAAUGCAUUCCAUGCGUCUUCCAGUAGCGCAACAACAGAGUAGCACCAAGUGCGGGAAAAUGGUUUGAUAAGAAUAUUAUUUUGAAAAAAUGUGCCUUUAUCUGCCAUAAAAUAUAUACAUUGCAAAUAUA